UUAAACGUUUGAUGGCCACGUUAAAUGAUAGCAAAAAAUGACAGAAAAAAAAAAUUACCAGGUUGAAAACAGCACCCCAUUGUGUGUUUUCUGCCUGUCGCCGCCGUUUUCCAUACGACCAGCGAACGAAGAAAAUACGGAUUUGGCGCCGUCCAGACGUCUGGACUCGCAUUUUCUAUUUUCGUCACCCAUACGACGAAAGUGGAAAGACUUCAACAGAAAACGAUCCUCAACCAAUCUUGUUAAAACCGUUGCAGGACUGUUCAACUUCCGGACGAGGAAAACUUUGAAUUUGGACGAAAUUUUAACCACUAUUCAAAGUGCUUGGAAAUCGCCCGAAAAUAAGAGAAUAAAAAAAUCUGAAAGUAUGGAAAGCGGUUCCGGAAAAUCUUCAACGCAGACAACCGAAUCCUGUUCACCAAUUCUGCAGCGACGUAGAUUAAGCGCACCCGAAACUGUGAUGAGAAAGCACGUUUUAGCACAAGAACGUUGUCAUUCGCAAGAUUCCCGAAUUUAUAAUUUGGAUGAUUACAUAGGCUCUUGCAGCGAUUCCAACUUAACUAGAAAAAAAGAUUCGAAUUUUAUAAGAAAAUCGACACUAUUAAGAAGACUAUGGACCAACAAUAAGUCAAAAUUAACCGGCAGUUAUCAAGAGUGGCAGCACACGCGGGGAAAGCUCUGUUCGACUCCGUCUCUAAAUUCUUGCCAUUCCAGUCCAGAACACAGUUCACGCGGUAGGUGGGAUUCUAGAACUUCUCCGAUACGGAAUAUCAAUAGCAGUCCCAAAAAAUGCCCAUCGAAAAGCAAUAUUAACUCUAAAGUGCCGCCUCUACGACUACCUCCAGAGUCGAGGAAGUAUAGUAGAGACAGCACGACAAAGUAUACUUUCUCAAGUUUUACCACUUGCUCGGAUAAUUCGGAUUCCGCUUAUGCGAACAGCAACUCAAAUUAUUAUUCGUCAAAUAUCGCUUCGAGUGCUUUCAAUGACGAAAACUCCAAUAGAGUGCCCGAGAGUCAAAGGUCCGUCCAAGAGUCGUCCGUCCAGACCCAGGAGGUUACCAAUUUGAACGUUAUUUCAAAUGUAAAAUUAAGCCAAAAGACUUUAGAUGUUAUUUUCAAUCAAAUUAUGCAAGAAGUCCACGAGCUUGUGCCUGGUGAAAUCAAUAUUAGCACGGCUACCAUUAGCGCUAAUAACAAUCAGAGUGCUGCCGAUAAAAUUUCUAUCGGAACUGCCGACACGAGUGUUGACGAUAAAGCCGAUAAGCAAAUACAUUUAGCAAACACCAUGACGUCUGAUUUCGAAACACCCACGAGUUUCUUUCUUAAGACCGAGGGCUCGAGUGUACCAUCCGCCGACAGUCAGCGAAUUAAAAACUAUAUCCUUAGUAACAUAGAAACCGGAAGCCCCUAUAGUAAACCAACCGAAGCUUCCCAAUUAGUAGUUCCUAGGUUCUCAGCUCUUCCGAGAAGUUCCUCGAUGGAAGUGAACACCUCAGCAGGCGACGAAGAUAAAGAUGAAUCGGAUAGUGCUAGUUUCGUCGAUAGUUUAGAAGAUUUCAAUUCUCCUCGCGUCGUAAACUACGACGAAAAACCGGUGGGAAAAUCGAUGGAUGUUUUCGACUUAUUACCUGAAGGAUCGACAAGGACAAGUGCAACUUCGGUGAAGAAAUCGGCUGCCUUUUUCAUCCCCAUCGAAGUGAGGAAGACGAAAGAUGUGAAGCCGGUGUCGGAACUGCUUCCGGUGAAAGUGAGGGAGAAGUUGAAACAAAGGCAGCAGAAGAGGGAGGAGAAAUGUCAACAAAUCAAAUCAGCUUCUGGUUUUGGGAGCAUAGGUGCGGCGGUAGCCGAUGCCAAGACUAAACUCUCCAGUGCUAAUUCGUUGUAUAGGAAAAGAUCAAGACCUGUGCUUCCUAAAAUAGACCUGGUAAAGACAGUGAAAAUUGAUAAUUCAGGUAGAAAGACGAAAUCGGAUGCCGGAGAAAACGCAACUCGUAAAAAAGGAUCGUGGUCCUCCAAAGCCAGAAUCAAAUCCUCCGAACCGCAAGAGUAUUUGUGUGAUUUCGAGCAUACGAAAACGCACCAAAAAACGGAGUACAAGAGCACGCACAAGAGAAUAGAAAUAUUGGAAAUAAUGGAAUGUGUUGAGGUGCCCGGCGGAAGAUCUCCGAGAGACAAGUCGAAAAUUCCAAUCGCAGUACAUCACGGUCAGUCAAAAAAAACGUUCGAUAAGCCUGUGUAUUUAGACGUCCAAACGGAUAUUCGAGAUCCGAAAAUCGAUCAGUUAAUCGCGAAUAUUUUAAUCGACACCCUCAAUCACGGUCUAGAUGAUCGCACCUCAGAGAAAUUAAACGAGGACGCCAAAAAUAAACCAAAAUCGCCCGCGACGGGUAAAUAUCUUCAGAAAUUCGAAGUGAUUCCGGAAGAACUUGCGUCGAUUCAGUCGUCGUCCGAAGAAAACGGCAAUACUAACAAUAAUAACAAUCGAGACAAUGCGAGUGAAUUUUCAACGACGCUUUCGAGAGAUAAAAACGAUAACUUUAAAAACAUAAACCAAGAAUCGCCGCCUAUGAUGAUGGCCGCUACGGAAGAUUCCUCGUGUUCGAUUCCUAAGGGCUGGAUAACAUUUUAUACAGUACGUAAGGAUGCGAUGAAGACGCCAGACAGUACUUCAGAUGAAGGAAGACAUUGUCGAAAGAACAGCGAGGCUAACGAAAACGUGGAUACGAAUAAAGAUAUAAAUGGAAACUUGAGUCGUAAACACGACUCAGCAAAAAGCGACGCCACUUACAAAGUUAAAAGUGCGUCUAACAAUGAUCAUUUUCCUUUAUCGUCUAGCAGUGAGGGAAAAAAGAACCAAAUGUCAUCCGGUGGAAAAUUCAAGAAGAGCGGCUUCCAGAGGAAGGGCAAAUUUAGGAACAACGACGAGACUUGUAGUAAAAAUUCAGGUGAAUGGACAGUUACUGUAAGUGGCACUACCACCUACGGCCAAGUUGCGCCUGAUGUCGAAAUGCGAUUGAAAUUUCCAAACUCGAAUCGUCUCAGAUCGACGUUCCUCAAUCAAAAUCAAUCUGAUUCCGGAUUGGGCGAAGACAACUCGCAAGACAAAAACAUCUACCAUUUUCCGAAGAUCGAAAAUAAAAAGUCUCAGAUGACGGAGAGAAGAAUUAAAACUAGCAUUAAUUCUAUGAACGAGAGCUUACCCAAACUACCCAAAGAGAGGAAAAGCAAACGGAGAGAAUCGGCUAUAUCUAUAGCUCAUUCGGCUAUUGUUCCGAGGCAAAAUAAAACUAGUACAUGUAGAUAUCACCUGUCUAGACCGAGAGACAUCUACGCGUUACCAGACACCAGGCAAUAUUCAGAAUUAUUACGAAGAUUUCCUGAAAUACUAGCUGUGACGGGAAGAUCAAUUAGUCCGGAAAUGAAAUCAUUCGACAGAGAUUUCUAGCAUCUUAAUUUUGUUACAAAAAUAAAGUUGUUAAAUUUUGC
This is a messenger RNA of Cylas formicarius (sweet potato weevil), 3486 nucleotides long. RefSeq lists its product as uncharacterized. Lineage: Eukaryota; Metazoa; Arthropoda; Insecta; Coleoptera; Brentidae. The coding region runs from base 38 to 3445 and encodes 1135 amino acids. The transcript is spliced from 10 exons. The record is from RefSeq and is a predicted model, not a curated record.